Messenger RNA from Penicillium manginii, 1872 nucleotides. RefSeq lists its product as uncharacterized. Gene Ontology annotation, molecular function: protein binding. The transcript has 4 exons. The coding region runs from base 1 to 1872 and encodes 623 amino acids. The record is from RefSeq and is a predicted model, not a curated record. Lineage: Eukaryota; Fungi; Ascomycota; Eurotiomycetes; Eurotiales; Aspergillaceae. Gene Ontology annotation, cellular component: nucleus.
AUGUCCAACCCAGCCUCCUACGAUUCGAAUCGGCGAUCGGCCAUAUUUGGUCGUACCCCUGAGGAGCUGCAUAUUCCCUCGACUGGGUUGAUCAAUCCAAAUCUAUCGCGUCAGCCCCUGUCACAAGACUACCCCACUACGCCCGAUGCAAGCGCCGCCGCCCAAGUGCCCUCGAUCAACGUCCACUCCUCGCAGUCGCAGCAACACCAGCUGCAGCAGCCGCCGCAGUACGGCGGAAACCCUGGAAAUUCCAGCAGCGCGCUUCCAGGAUCUCUCACACCUGGAAAUCAACACCGUCCGCCCGCAGUCUCGACCAAUACCGCUCCAUCCGUCAUUCCCACCCUUCAGCACCAGUCGCCCGCACAACAGGCCAGCCAUCGAACAAGCAUGAUCAACUCGCACGCUCACUCGCGAUCCAGCCCCGCCGGUUUCGAUCAGUCAGUAUACAAGCAGCACGGUGGCAUGGAAGGCUCCAAAUAUCCGUCCUCGCCUGGCGGAUACGCCCCCCAGACCCCGCAGGGCUCCAAGUAUUCGCCGCUGGGAUUGGCCGAUAUUCGACCUCCCGGGGAACACUUGCUGGGUGAUUCUCUGAUGAGCCCUGGAUCGCUCCCUUAUAAUGGAGAAACCCAGGUACCGACCAACAGCAACUACGUGGCACCAUGGCCUAUAUAUGCGGUUGAUUGGUGCAAAUGGCCCAUGACGGGAAGCUCCAGUUCCUUUGGAGGCAAAUUAGCUCUCGGGAGUUAUUUAGAAGACAACCAUAACUAUAUCCAAAUUAUCGACACACAUUGGACACAACCGGAUCCCGAUACCCCGGAUGCGCAAGCGGGUGAAAUCAAGCUCGAAUAUGUCAAGACCGCCGAGGCGACUCACUCUUAUCCCGUGACCCGUAUCCUCUGGGAACCUCCAUCAUCACAAAAGCAAUCAACCGAUUUAUUGGCCACGUCGGGCGACCACCUCCGUCUAUGGUCCCUUCCUAGCGCCCAACCCUUGCAGAGCUCCAAUUCCAUCACACGACCUACCAAUCAACGAGAAGCACCCCUUUCCAAGCUCUCCCCACUCGCUCUCCUGUCGAAUUCCAAAUCUCCUGAGCAUACGGCCCCUAUUACCUCGCUUGACUGGAACACAAUUUCCCCCAGCUUGAUCAUCACCUCGAGUAUUGAUACCACGUGUACCAUCUGGGACAUUCCGACCUUGACAGCGAAAACGCAGUUGAUUGCCCACGACAAGGAGGUUUAUGACGUUCGCUUCUGUGCAAACAGUGUCGAUGUCUUCGUCAGCUGUGGUGCCGAUGGCAGCGUCCGCAUGUUUGAUUUGCGAAGCCUCGAGCACAGCACCAUCAUUUAUGAGCCAACAGAUAAGACAGAAAAGCCUGUGAUGAGUCCUGGCAACUCUAGCCCAUCUGGCCCAUCAUCAUCCGGGCUGUUCCCUCCUCCUUUGUUGAGGAUCGCAGCAUCCCCGCACGAUGCGCAUCUCCUGGCCACAUUCUCCUCGGAAUCGAAUGUGGUCCGCGUUCUGGAUGUACGCCAGCCCGGCCAAGCGCUUCUCGAACUAAAGGGCCACUCCGCUCCCCUCAACUGCGUCGAGUGGUCACCAAAUCGACGGGGUAUAUUGGCUUCUGGCGGCGACGAUAGUCUCGUUCUCAUCUGGGAUCUCAUCAACCAACAGAAUGCCGCACCCAUUCCUCCUCCCACACAGACUCCCGGGACACCAGCCACCCCGUCCGAGCGCGGACCGGCUGCCGCUUGGCAAUGUGAUUACGAAGUCUCUAAUAUCAGUUGGUCCCCACAAAGCGGAACCAACCCAUCCGGCAGCCCACGGGAAUGGCUUGGAGUUUGCGGUGGACGCGGUAUCUGGGGUGUAUCUCUAUAA